Molecule: messenger RNA, 705 nt
Organism: Fusarium fujikuroi IMI 58289
Lineage: Eukaryota; Fungi; Ascomycota; Sordariomycetes; Hypocreales; Nectriaceae
Exons: 3
Coding region: 1-705 (234 amino acids)
Source: RefSeq, a predicted model, not a curated record
AUGUCCCGUAUCAACUCCUAUGCGAACGUUCUCCGAGAGUUCGUCUACGAUCCGGAGGUUCAGCUGAUCAACCAGUCCCCCGGCGAGAUCCCAUGUUUUUACUGCGUCUGCAACAUCCACCGCGAUCUCUCUCUCCGAUGCUGCGCCGGCCCCUCGCCGGAGUGUUGUGUUUUCUGUGCUGACGACCGAAAGAAGUGCGGCUCUCGGGCCUGUGCUGCGAUCGAGUCUUGCGGCGCGGCUUGGCGAGUAGUCGCCGACCGUACGCACAACCCUGCCUCUGGUGGUGGCAGCACUCUGGCUGCUACAAUUCAGUCCCAAGACAUUGCGUCCCUUCGGGACCUUCAGGCACUCCAGUGCCUUAUUUCCGGUGGUGUCGAACUUACUCCUGAGGAAGUGUCCGCUCGGGUUGCCUCUGCGAUGCCCCUCUACGCCCGCAAUGUCUCUGCCGCAACCCGCCUUCGUUCGGCGAUCCUUCGCCUAGAUACCUGCGAGGAUGUCCCUGUUGAGGGCGAGGGGACCUGCGAUGAACUCCCGUCUGCAUUCGAAGCCAAGCCGGCUCUUCGUGCUCUGCUCGACGAGCAUUCGGAUAACCCCGUUCCUGACGUUCCAGUCGCUUUUGCUGGCGUUGCUCCUGUCAGUCGUCCCGGCCAGUCUACUCCUGCCCGUCGCCGAGGCGCCGCCGAGCCUCCCCGCACCCCUGAGUAA